Messenger RNA from Punica granatum (pomegranate), 2675 nucleotides. The record is from RefSeq and is a predicted model, not a curated record. NCBI's taxonomy places the organism in Eukaryota, Viridiplantae, Streptophyta, Magnoliopsida, Myrtales, Lythraceae.
UAACUCAAAAAAUCAUGAACUUUGCCCCCAUUUUCAAUUUUAUCACAAGCUAUUUUUUUAUGGCAAAUAAAAGCACACACUAUUAUUUGCAUAUCUAUCAUCUGUCAGUAAUUCCAUCCAAUUUGUUGGCGUGGCUAACCAUUUAUGGUAACAUGACAAACAGAUAGAUUAAAAAACAUAAACAAUAAACUAAAAAAAUAAAAAAAGAAUUCAUGGACACGGUGGUGGGGCAUCUCCAAUGGCCCUUACAGCAAAGGUCACUAAUGGGGUCAGAGCCGCCGGCAACCUCUGUUGGGGGUGGGUGGUUGGAGGGGACUCCCCUACUCCCCCAAUUUGGGGUAUCGCAGUGCCAUACCUUACUGAAAUCCUCAAAAUCGAGGGUGGGGACAUUCCUACUGGGCCCGCCCCCAUUUGGGAAUUUUGUCAGCAGGGUUCUCCUAAAUUGAGGUACUGGGGGCAUACCAUCUGCCGAUGACCUCGAUCGGUGGUUGAGUGGUCGGCGAGGAUGCCUCCACCUUCGAAUUUGGCCAAAUUGGGCUGGUGGGGGCAUCCCUUCCAGCCACCCAUCCAUCGAUUUCGGGGGAUCUCAAUGGGAAUUUGGGGGAUCUCAGUGAGGUCUCCUGCACUAAGAUCCCUUGAAACCGCCAAGUUUGAUCUUCAUUAAUAGAACUUCGAUUUACCUCCUAUUCUCAUAUUCUUUCACCGGAUCAUAAACAUUUAUCGAGUUUGAUCUUCAUUAGUGGAACUUCAAUUUGCCUCCUAUUGUCAUAUUCUUUUACCAAAUCAUAGACCUUCCUCUUCCUCAUAAACGGGAAAAAGAAAAAAUUAAGUCUGACUUACAAAAUUACCCUCUUAUUUUUUAUUCCUUAGGCAUGCCAAAUAUGGGAUUUCUCUUCCUGGGGGAGCGCCAGGUAGAGGAAACCUUGGUUGUAUAUGGCCAGCUGCAAUUGUGCAUUUCAUUGGCCAAAAUAGGCCAAAAUAAAAGUAUACAAUCACCCAAAAAGAAUUUAUACAUAAAUAUACAAAAACCAGAUCUAUUCUGGCGCACCCGACCACCUACGACCAAGGGCUGCCUUUAAGCCCAAAAUUAACCAUCAAAAAAACGAAAAAUUAAAACCAAAACAAAAGACAGAGCCAAACCAAUUAAUUGCUUCUCCUCUCUCUCUAGCGAUCCUUGAAACAAACGAGAGAGGUGGAGGUUAAUUGGUUAAUCAAUCAAUCAAUCAACCCUUUUGACUCAUUUCAUCCUUUUCUUCCUCCCUUCUUUCAAACUCUGAUCUCUCUCUCUCUCUCUCUCUCUCUCUCUUAUUUCGUUAUUAACGUCCGAUUACAUACAUAUUAGAUUAGAUUAUGAGGCGACUGUGUCCGAACAUUGACCGGGAGGAUGGCCUGGAGACAGUGUUGGAGGUGCCGAUACCAGAGGAGAUGUUUGCAAGCAUGGGCAGCAACGUCGGCCUGCGGAUGCAGAACAUGCUCACGUGGAUGAAGGCCCAGACGUCCGAUAAGUGGUCCUCCCCGAUCAUAGCCGCCCGUUUCAACGAGCUCCGUUUCCUCCUCUACCUAGUGGGGUCCCCUCUCAUCCCCCUCCAGGUCCAGGUCGUCAACCCGAUCCAACGUCCCAUCCGCGACUGCUCCAUCGAAGCUUCGACAGCGAAAUACAUAGUACAACAGUACACCGCGGCCAUAGGAGGGCAACAAGCCAUGAACUCGGUGAACAGCAUGUGUGUGACCGGACAGGUUAAAAUCAACGCCUCAGACUUCCACCAAGGUGAAGAGAGCAUCGACGGUAAGAGCACCCAAGAAGUGGGCGGGUUCUUGCUCUUGCAAAAGAACCCCGAUCUCUGGAGCCUCGAGAUUGUAGUUUCCGGGUGCAAGGUCAUCUGUGGAAGUAACGGCAAGCUCUCGUGGCGUCACUCCUCGAACCAACAGACGCCCAUCUCAACAGGCCCCCCGAGGCCCCUCCGUAGGUUCUUGCAGGGACUGGACCCAAGAUCGACUGCGAACUUGUUUCUUGAUGCAAUGUGCAUCGGGGAGAAGAUCAUAAACGACGAGGAUUGCUUUAUCCUGAAACUCGAGACUGGGCCAGCAGCAAGGGAGGCCCAGAGUGGCCCCAACUACGAGAUCAUCCACCACACGAUCUGGGGCUACUUUAGUCAGCGGUCAGGGCUCCUGAUCCAGUUCGAGGACUCGAGACUCCUGAGGAUGAAGACCAAGGGGGACGAAGACGUGUUUUGGGAGACAAGCACCGAAUCAGUGAUGGAUGAAUACAAGUACGUGGACGGCGUGAAUGUGGCUCACCGGGGUAGGACGACCGUCACAGUGUUCAGGUAUGGGGAGCAGUCGGCCAACCACAAGAGGGAGAUCCAAGAGCUUUGGAAGCUCGAAGACGUCGACUUUAAUGUCUGGGGGCUGACAGCGGAGGAUUUCCUGCCUCCGAAGGAGCUCCGCAAAGGGCAGCAGUUUUGUUGAGGAAGUUAAAUGAUUUAGGAGGGUCCUUUUACAUCAUUUUGGGUAUGUAAGUUGCUUUCUUCUUAAUCUUCUCUCAUCCCCUCCACCCUUCAUCGUUACAAAUUUUGAAGCCAAAGCAAAUGUAAAUAUUAGGAAGUAAAGCCCUUUUUGAUAUACCAAAGUGUUGUAACAAUAUUAUUUUUUUAAUUUACUUCAUUGAGAUUUAA